Messenger RNA from Mesocestoides corti, 1545 nucleotides. Lineage: Eukaryota; Metazoa; Platyhelminthes; Cestoda; Cyclophyllidea; Mesocestoididae. The record is from the annotation of a GenBank genome assembly.
AUGCAAUCUGAAAUAGCGAGGUCUGUCCAAGUUGUGUCUACCGGUGAAGGGGACAAAGGAACUUCGUUGCAACUUGUGGAGUCUGCUCUUUCCGAAGUUCUUUUGAACCCAGUCAUAAGAAAUAAGAAAGUUGUGGUUGUUUCAGUUGUCGGUACAUUUCGUAAAGGAAAGUCAUUUCUUCUCGAUUUUUUCCUGCGUUAUAUGUAUUCAAAAGACAAAACUAAUUGGCUUGGCGAUCCAAACGAACCACUAACUGGGUUUCAUUGGCGUGGGGGCGCCGACCGCGACACAACUGGCAUCCAUAUGUGGAGUGAGGUUUUCCUCGUAAAGCUUUCUUCCGGGGAAGAAGUAGCCGUGAUUUUUCUAGAUACACAGGGCUCAUUCGACUGUAGAGCUAAUAUGAAGCAAUCGGCUACCAUCUUCGCUUUGAGCACUAUGCUCAGCAGCAAAGAAAUAUUCAAUAUCAAAGACAAUUUACAAGAGGAUUAUUUGCAACAUCUUCAAUUUUUUACGGAAUACGGGAGGAUUGCACUGGAGGCCGGAUAUGCCCAAACACCUUUUCAGCACCUUGAGUUCCUUGUCCGUGACUGGGCUUUCGCGUACGAGCUCCCUUAUGGAACUAAAGGUGGUAUGGAACUUCUCAAUAAACGCCUUCAGGUUGAUGAGCACACGCCAAAAGAGAAUGCCUUAUUGCGUACCCACAUUAAAUCGUGUUUCGCUGAUCUCCAGUGCUAUCUGAUGCCGCACCCAGGUCUAAUCGUGGCUGGGAGUCCUACUUUUAACGGUCGUCUUGCUGACAUUGAGCCGACAUUCAUAGAACAACUAAAAGAUUACGUCCCUCACGUCCUUUCGCCUUCGAAUCUCUCUGUAAAGACUAUCAACGGGCAGCCUGUGACCUGUUGUGAGCUGCUGGAGUACUUCCGAGCCUACAUGAAAAUAUUUCAGAGUGAUGAAUUGCCCGAACCGGUCUCAAUGUAUGCUGCCACCGCUGAAGUUAACAACUUGAAUGCUUGCAAUCGAAGCCGUAAUCUCUAUGUUCAAGAAAUGAACGAAGUUUGUGGGCCUCGUCAGCCGUUCGUAUCACCCCGGAUGGUUGACGCCGCGCACAUCCGGUCUCAGCAAAAGGCGUUGGAGGAGUUCAAAAAGGCACCAAAAAUGGGUGGGGAGGACUUAGCCGCAGAUUUCGAGAAACGGCUUAUUCAGGAAAUCGACACACUAUACGAAAACUACAAAAUGUCUAAUCAGAAUAAAAAUGCCGUUGAACACUUCAAGACCCCCAUGGUUCUUCUGAUAACAAUAUUUUGUUUCUACGUAAUAACGGGUCUUCUCGAUACAGUGGGUCUUUCCGCAGUCUCCAACGUUCUUCUUUUUCCUUUCUGGUCGCUGCUGCUUGCUCUUGGCACGUGGAUGUUCGUUCGAUUCACUGGCAACGGACCAGAAAUUGGGGAACACAUUGACCGCAUCGCCCAAGGCAUCGCCGAUAAAGUGAGCAUAAUUUAUUCUACAUUUCACUAUUAUCACUGGCAUUUUCGAACAAUGGAGUAA